AAACAAACAAACAAAGCAAGAAAAAGUGCCGUCAGCCAAGACGCUACACCUGGAGACCGGGAACAGUAUGCACCCUGCGAAGGGCGAUGGAGGGAUGACGGGAGUGACAGUUAAUCGAUUCGCCGGAGAGGUGCCUCCGUCUGGGAUGUCCAAGAAUGGAUACUUCUUCCAAGAAAUGGAGCAGCGGGAGGCGGACCAGGAGGAAGGCAGCGAGGGCCGAGAGGAGGGACAGGACUCGCCCAUUGCCUGCGGAGACGACAUCCAUCUCUAUGACAACCAGAGCAGCCCCGGGCCAGAUUCCGACGAUUCAGGAUGUGUGUUACUGAACACAUCAAGAAGGUAUGUUAAGCUGAUGAACUUUGAGGAGGAGGUCAGGGCACACCGGGACCUGGACGGUUUCCUGGCGCGGGCCAGCAUCCUGCUUGACGAGACGGCGGCGUCCCUGGAUGACGUGCUGAAGAGGAUGCUGCACCACGUGGGUCAGGAGAGCCACACGGCCGAGCCCGGCUGCAACUUCGAGGAGGUGAUGAGUAUGCUGUUUACUGACGCCGGGGCCCAGGAGGUCAAUGUUCAUCUGCUUUCGGAGACCAUCCAGGGAGUGACAGCUACAGCCACAGGAAUCCAGUACCAGCAGUCAUGGCUCUGUAUCCUCUGCAACGUGAAGAGUCUGCAGAGGCGUCAUGUGUGCAUCUCCCGCCUAGAGAGGCCGCAGAACUGGGGAGAGAAUUGCUGCGAGGUCCGCUACGUGAUCCUGAUCCUGGCCCCGCUCAAAAUGAAAAGCACCAAGACGGCAAUGGAACUAGGAAGGACGUUCGCCACCAUGUUCUCCGAUAUAUCCUUCAGGCAGAAGCUUUUGGAGACCAAGACACAGGAGGAGUUCAAGGAGGCUCUGGUGUUUCAACGGCACCAGCUGACGGCAGCUAAUCAGCAGCCUGUUGCUGUGGAGGAGGAGGAGACUGACCCACGUAGCCACAAACCCCUCAAGUGUAAAGAUUUUUUCAAAGCUGGCCGAGGGAUCUAUGAAGACUUGUGUCGCAGACUGCCUCUCUAUCCCUCUGACUUUACAGAUGGUGUGGUUGGCAGUAAUAAAACACUGCUGAAGUACAUGACCACCGCCAUCUUCCUCUACAUCGCCAUCCUGCUCCCUGCCAUCGCCUUUGGCUCCCUCAAUGACGAGAGCACACGUGGCGAGAUCGAUGUUCGGAAGACAAUCAUUGGUCAGAGCAUCGGUGGGGUCAUCUACUCUCUGUUUGCUGGUUCUCCUCUGGUCAUUCCCCUCACCACAGCACCCCUUGCCAUCUUCAUCAGUGUGAUCCGAGGAAUCUGUGAUGACUAUGAAUUGGACUUUCCGGCGUUUUACGCGUGCAUCGGCCUGUGGAACAGCCUCUUCCUCAUCCUAGGAGGAAUCUUCAACGUUAGCCUCUUGAUGAAGCUCUUCAAAAGAUCGACAGAAGAAGUGAUUGCUCUGUUCAUUUCAAUUGCAUUUGUGGUUGAUGCAGUCAAAGGAACAAUCAAAAUAUUUCACAGGUAUUACCACAGCCCAACACUGUCUAAUGGGAGCAUAGAGGCCUUCAAUCAGCUACAUGGCAGGGGGGGCCUGCCAGGUGCCAACGGGAGUGAAUUGGUGGCAGGGUUGGCGCGCAGCGCCUUCCCAGAAUCCCUCAUCCAAUGCACCCGUGAGAGGCCUCUCCUCUGCCUCCUGCUCAUGCUGGGGACAUUAUGGAUGGGCUACACCCUCUACCAGUUUAAGAGGAGUCCGUUCCUGCAUGCCAAAGUAAGGGAGGUGUUGUCAGACUGCGCUCUACCAAUCUCUGUGCUAAUGUUCUCCUUCAUUGGCUCUUACCUGUUCAACGACAUUGAGCUUCCAGUGUUCAAAGUUCAUGACAGGCCCAUCUUCAACCUGGCUCCAUUUGAACGACUAUCAGCCAUGAAUGUGGUCAGUGCCAUGGGCCUUGGCUUCCUCCUGGCCCUCCUUAUCUUCAUCGACCAGAACAUUGUUGUCUCGCUGACCAACGCACCAGAGAACAGGCUCCUGAAGGGGACAGCGUAUCACUGGGACCUCAUGCUCUCCGGCCUCAUCAACAUACUAAUGUCCGUACUGGGGUUGCCUUGGAUGCAUGCAGCCUUCCCCCACUCCACCCUCCAUGUUCGCCAGUUGGCCUUCGUGGAGCAACGCGUGGAAGGUGGCCACCUCUACGAGACUAUUGUCCAGGUGAAGGAGACCAGGCUGACCUCCCUAGCGGCGAACAUCUUCAUUGGCGUGUCCGUCCUGCUGCUGCCAGUCCCCCUGCAGUGGAUCCCCAAGCCCGUCCUCUACGGUCUGUUCCUUUACAUAGCCCUCACCUCCAUUGACGGAAACCAGAUGUGCGACCGCAUGGCUCUGCUUCUCAAAGAGCAGACAUCUUACCCGCCCACCCACUACAUCCGCAAAGUGCCCCAGAGGAAGAUCCACUACUUCACCUUCCUGCAGAUGAUGCAGCUGCUGAUUCUCUGCACGUUCGGCAUGUACCCGAUACCUUAUAUGAAGAUGAUCUUCCCCCUCCUCAUGAUCCUGCUUAUCCCAAUCAGGAACAACGUGCUUCCUCAUAUUAUUGAGGCCAAAUACUUGGACAUAAUGGAUGCUCAACACAUGUAGCUACAGGCGGAGACCAGCUCCCGGUCCGCGUUAAAAAACCCGGGGGGAAAAAACAACAACAACAACAACAACAAAAUAAACAGAAAAGGAAAAAAAUGAAAAAGGUAUUUUUAAAUGCAAAACUGAACGAGAGCAAAAAGGAAAAAUACUGACUGUUUGACUUUGUAUUUGAGAAGAACAAUCAUUCAGGUGAAGCACUGGAAAGGUGGGAUGUUUUGUGAUGGAGAGGAAGAGGAAGAGACAGACAGAGACGUCGUCCCCGGCAUGGAGCGACCGCAUCCCUCCUACCAGGGUUAGGAGCUCUGACACGAGGUGGACUGACCACGGCUCCCUGUUUCUCCUUCAUUCCCACCACCUCACAUGAGCUGAGUGCCGUAGACCCUUUCAUGCCUUCUUUGUUUUUCUUUUUGUUUUGGUCU
This is a messenger RNA of Lampris incognitus (smalleye Pacific opah), 3054 nucleotides long. RefSeq names its product solute carrier family 4 member 11 (gene slc4a11). NCBI's taxonomy places the organism in Eukaryota, Metazoa, Chordata, Actinopteri, Lampriformes, Lampridae. The record is from RefSeq and is a predicted model, not a curated record. Gene Ontology annotation, molecular function: solute:inorganic anion antiporter activity. Bases 68 to 2635 code for a protein of 855 amino acids. Gene Ontology annotation, cellular component: plasma membrane; basolateral plasma membrane. Gene Ontology annotation, biological process: monoatomic anion transport; transmembrane transport; monoatomic ion homeostasis. The transcript is spliced from 20 exons.